Molecule: messenger RNA, 922 nt
Organism: Diorhabda carinulata
Lineage: Eukaryota; Metazoa; Arthropoda; Insecta; Coleoptera; Chrysomelidae
Product: N-alpha-acetyltransferase 40
Exons: 3
Coding region: 121-852 (243 amino acids)
Cellular component (GO): nucleus
Molecular function (GO): histone H2A acetyltransferase activity; protein N-terminal-serine acetyltransferase activity; histone H4 acetyltransferase activity
Source: RefSeq, a predicted model, not a curated record
UCUACUUGACAUGAGAACGACAGCUAAUUUUUUUUGUGGUGGUAUUGGUGUCGUAUUACCGCGCUUAUUUUUAUGUUUACUAAUUAAUUUUAUUCAAACAAUUGGUAAACAAAUAUAAAAAUGGGGAGAAAAACAGCAGCUAGUAGUGCUAAAAGUAAAGAAAAACGUAUGCAAAGAAAAGAGGAACAAAAUCGGAUAAGUCAAGCUAUGGCCGUUGUUGCCCAAGCUAACAAAUUAGAAGAUCCUUUACAACCGUUCCCCGUAUUUAGAAAAUUUAAUAAGAAUGGUUUAGAAGCGGAAUUAUUUGCAAAGAAAUCUACGAAUUUAGAUGAAUUUAUUAAAGAAUGGAGUUUCAACUUGACUAAGAAAAAUAUGCAACUGAAGUAUGAACAAUGCUCUUGGGGUUGGUGUGAUUCCAAGAAGCGCGAGGAAUUAUUUGACGAAGCUGCUUGGUAUCUUGUAGCCAAAGGUCUAGAUGGAACUUUACUCGGUUUUUCUCAUUUUAGGUUCGAUAUAGAUGAGGGUCAGGAGGUAUUGUAUUGUUAUGAAUUACAAUUGGAUCCGUCUUAUCAAAGAAAAGGUUUAGGUAAAUUUAUGAUGCAGGUGUUGGAACUUGUAGCUUUUAAGAAUAGUAUGAAAAAAGUCGUUCUAACAGUUUUAAAAAAUAAUCAAUCUUCAAAGUUCUUUAAAGCACUAAAUUAUGAAUUAGACGAAUCAUCUCCUAUAGAUGAUGAAGAGGAAUCUUACCCCUACGAAAUUCUUAGUAAAAUAAAUAAACGAUUAGUGCCCCAUCAGUCUCCGAUGAAGGUGAAUUCUCAUCAUUGUUGUUCAGGACACGAUCACCAUCACUGACUCAUUUUUAAAAACUUAUAUAAUUUCAAAUUGUAAUUUUUAUAAAGUAAACAUAUUUUAACUUUGAUAA